Molecule: messenger RNA, 1677 nt
Organism: Leptosia nina
Lineage: Eukaryota; Metazoa; Arthropoda; Insecta; Lepidoptera; Pieridae
Source: the annotation of a GenBank genome assembly
AUGUCUGCGCGUACGCCUGCCUUACAUUAUAGCUGCUGUGUUGUCUUCUUACUAAUCAUAGUUCACACGCAUGGAGACAAAUUUAUAUGCAGCAGAGAUGGAUUGCUCGCCGAUUAUGAGUCGGAUUGUGAAGAAUAUGUGCGGUGUUCAUCAGGAAAAGUGAAAGGACGCUAUUCGUGUCCAUCGGGAAGAGUUUUCAGUGAGGUGGCCGGUGCGUGCAUCUUGAGCCCGAGCCGCGCCUGCACGCAACGUAUCUGCGCGCCUGGAGAAUCCUUCGCCUACACAACCCCAACGACUGCCUGCCGCCACUAUUAUCGCUGCGAAAAUGGUACCGUGACAGAUCACACUUGUCCGAGUGGCUCUUGGUUCGACAUGGACAGACAAGCUUGCUCCCGAGGAGCCGGCACUUGCUACGAACCUUUAUGCGCUGGGUUACCAGAUGGAAAAUAUCCGGAUUCGUCGAGCGAAUGCCGCCGUAUAUUACAUUGUCGUGGAGCGGAAGUACGGGCCGUGGAGUCCUGUAACGGUGUGUGUACGAACAACUGUCCGACGGCGAGAUCUACCGCUAUUCCUAUACCGGUAGGCGACGCAGACUUUUGUUCUGAUGAAACGUGCGCUUCGUUAUGCCAGAACGCAGAAGACGGCGCCUACGCUGAUCGAUCUACCGGUUGUCGUGAAUACUUCGUCUGCAAAGAACAUCGUGUUAUCAGCCGCGGUGUGUGUGAACCGGGUUUCUUAUUUACCGGUACCGGUUGCGAAACAGCCGAGUGGAAUUAUUGUCCACCUCCAGCACGCAGUCCUUGCUUCAAUCGGCAAGAUGGUCGGUAUAGAGAUUGGAAAACGUGCUCGUCGUGGUAUGAUUGCCGGCGCGGCAGAGUUGUAUCACGAGGUGUAUGUGAAGCUGGAAGAGUUUUUGAUGGUCUUAACUGCGUAUCUGAAAAAAGGUUUCAUUGCGAGGGACCCGAAAUAUCUAAGCGUUGUAAUGGAAUGCCAAGCGGUACUUAUCAACAUCUCGAUUCUAACUGCAGUCAAUAUUACCACUGUGAGGGACGCUUGCAAUUUCUUUUUACCUGUCCUAAUGGGGAAGUGUACGACGGCUCAAAAUGUGUGUCUAGUUAUCAAUACGUGUGCCCUAAUUUAGAAAGGGACUCCUGCUAUGGGCGAGCUGACGGACGCUAUCGCACGAAAGAUGCCAGCUGUCGGGCUUUUUACGCUUGCAUCAACGGUGAAAAAGCCAUGUAUGCUUGUCCCGUCGGUCAAGUAUUUGACGGAAAUGGAUGUGUUCCAGAGCGUUUAGACCUGUGCCCUCAUAAAGAAUACUCGUGUGCUGGAUUAAGCGAUGGGUAUCACGCUGAAGUGGAUACAAACUGCCGCAGAUACUUCUUCUGCGAAGGUGGUGACAGAUUAUCGACAAUGUCGUGUCUAGGGGGCAAAAUAUUUGACGGCCACGCGUGUGUGGAUCCGGCACGUCACGUGUGCGGCAGCCCAAGACGGCCGCACGCCGACCACAGUGGAAGGCAUUGCGAACAAAACGGCUUCUAUGUCGUUCCCGGCAGCAAAUGUAAAAAAUAUUACUUUUGUUUAAGUGGUCAAAAGACCCAUUUAACGUGCCCCAUGAUGCAACUAUUUAACGGGGACGUCUGCGUCCCUAACGAGGAAUACGUUUGUCCCGAUUGA